Messenger RNA from Aspergillus welwitschiae, 2454 nucleotides. RefSeq lists its product as uncharacterized. Gene Ontology annotation, molecular function: protein binding; metal ion transmembrane transporter activity. Gene Ontology annotation, biological process: metal ion transport; transmembrane transport. The record is from RefSeq and is a predicted model, not a curated record. Bases 1 to 2454 code for a protein of 817 amino acids. Gene Ontology annotation, cellular component: membrane. The transcript has 7 exons. Lineage: Eukaryota; Fungi; Ascomycota; Eurotiomycetes; Eurotiales; Aspergillaceae.
AUGGGCAAAAAGGAGAGCCGGAAAAGCAAGAAUCGCUCUACGAAGCUUGCAAGGGUGCUAAGUGUCUCACCUAGAUAUUCCGACGACGAGAAAAUCUGGCCACCCAAUGAACCAAAACACAUAAGAGAGAUUUUCUACAAACUAUGCGAACGCUUUGGCCGAGAUCGAGACUUUAGCCGGGCCCCAAAAGACGAGAACGACCGUACGCCGCUACACCAUGCAGCACUAUCAUUGACAUCAGAUGACGAUUUUAUGUAUAGCUGGGGAUGGAGAUGGGAGUGGCUGCUCAAGGGAUUCGAAAAUGAUGAGCUGAAUGCGAAGGAUAAAGAUGGUCGUACCCCCAUUUCUUAUGCAGCUGAGAUCGGAAACAUGACGGGUGUGGAUAAAUUGUUGAAAAUUGGUGCUAUCCCUUGGGACUGUGACAAUAAUGGACGGUCGCCCUUAUCCUGGGCAGCUCAAAACGGCCGAACAGAAGUAAUUCAGCGACUAGCUCGGAGAGUUCGUUCCCUUGAUGACAAGGAUAGCAAAGGUUGGACACCUGCCCACUAUUUCCUACAGUGGCUCGGAACUUGUCCAGUUGAACCUUAUUCGACCCAGCCCAAGGACUAUAGCGUCGUUUCACUUAAUUGGGAUGGUACGCAUAGCGCUGUGGUGAAUUCCCCGGAGCGGCAAAGACCUCUACAGAAUGAGAGCGCAUGGAAAGAAAUGCUAUUCGGCUAUACGAGCGCAGCCGUAUUAAACGAGUGUGACGAUUUUGGUUACACCUUAUUAUCUCGUGCUGUCCAGCUCAAUAGGUAUGUAUACGUCAAAUUACUCCUGAAAGUCAAGGGUAUUAUUAUAGACUCGGCAGACACCGAUGGAAAAACGCCGCUUUGGAGAGCCAUAGAGGCUGGAAAUCGCGGUAUUGCUUAUCUGUUGUGGGGCGGCGACGAGGUUACUCUGAGGCUACUUGCUACGAAUGCUCACGAACCAUCUGACCAUUUGGAGUGGCUUAUCACGAACGGCUACUCGAUGGUCAGGGGCCACGGACAAAAUCAGGAGACAGCGAUUCGAAUAAUGUUUGAUAUCCCCAACCUUGCUGUUAUGGAGCAUCACCUCAAACAAGCUCUAGAUACCGAGGUAGCUGAAAAGCUCAAAGCGGCAGAGUCGCCGGCGAAAACCAUUGAGGCCCUACCAAAUGAUAUGCAGCUAUCCUGUUUAACGCAAACAGACAAGCGUGGCUAUACACCUCUCGCUUUGGCAAGAAAAAGACGGCUACUCCCUAUUGUACAGCUGUUUCUUCGAUACCGUGCCGAAGUCUAUCUUUUCAAAGAUAAAGCGGAUUGGUUCAGUCUCUUGCAAGACAGUCAAGAUAAGCGAGACUUCCGCUAUCCAGAAGAAGCGUACCCAAAUGUGUCAUUGGAGCUUGUACGGAAGAAGAGCAAUGUCCACCUGUUUGACUUCUACGACGCGAGGGACGUAACACCAAAAGGCCGUCUCGUCGAACGGUGCGAUACUCUACAACAUCUCUGGGUACAUAACAGCAAGCAGAACUGGAUAGCUUCUCUGAAAUAUGGCCUGUACCAUGAGAAUGAGUCUUACGCAUAUAGCUCCGUACAUCUUGACACCGACCUGUCCGAGGUAACUUGCGUAUUCUCUGCCGAAUUCCCUGACACGAAAGAAAACUUUUUCAAAAGACAUACGCCAUUCCAGUCUGAGUAUAUUACGAGCUACAAAUGCUGGUGCGUAUCGUGGACAAGACCACAAUACCCAGACGCAGAAGGCUACGAGCUACCAGCAUACUACAGCAGUACCCUUUCUUGUGGCCAGAUGCCCGAAGGUGACGACAAAUUCCUCCAACAAUAUAUCAUUGAGUUAUUCCAAGAAUGGUCUCGCAUAUGCGAUGAGAUCGAGACUCAUGUGAUUGGUCAUUGCCAUGGUGAUGAGAUCAACGCCACUGUUCUCAUUACUGAUCUAUCUGAUGAUUCACGUUACUUGGCAACCAUCCAGAAGGCUCUGCAGGAUCAGGUGAAGGAAAUACAGGAUGUGAUUGAUGAGCAUCGCAGGGUGGAUGAACGCCACCUUUCGUAUUUGGGGGAUUCAGAAGAGGAUCUUAAAUACUUCAAGGCAACUAUCAAUGACCGACUGGAUAAGCAGCACGAGCGUGUGCGGGAUCUCCGUCAGAUGGAAUUUGCUAGGCUUUCCGUUGAAGAAACGGUCUUCAUGAGACGCAUCAGUCUCAUCACUUUUAUCUUCUUACCAUUGAUGUUUGCAUCGAGCCUAUUCGGCAUGAACGUCAACACGCUGCAAAGCAACCCGGACUGGCGCUGGUAUAUUGUUUUCGGUGCCGCAUCGCUUCUUUUGACCUAUGCCUUGUGGAAGGUUUCCGAUCAAAACAUCCGAUUAUCCCAGAUAUGGUCUGAAAUGCGUGCGAGGAGGGCUAUGAAGAACAAGAAGAAGGAUUGCGAGGGCUAG